UGCUUAAAGCCGAUUCUGAGGAAGCCCUUUCUCGACCCGAAGCAGUGGCAUGACUCCGUGGGCCUCUGAACCUAACGAGUUUUUCCCACUUACCAGCCCCGCCCAGCCCCUAACCGGGCGAAGCUUGGGCGGGCAGGCGGGCCCGUGGAAGCCGGGUCUCCACGUUCUGGUUAAGCCGCCACGGUCUUCCGGGAGCAGCCCGUCUGAAGUUGACCAGAGCGCUGGUGGGCGGGCGGUACCCAGUCGUGGGCCUCACUGGCCCCCCACCCCUGCGCCGGGGCGGGGCGACGGAGCGGCUUUAGGACCCAGGCGCAGCACGGGGGUGUGUCGCCAGCUCCCUCCGCUGGCCCGCCUGGGACGCCAAGUUUGGGGUGCAAAAGCACGGAGUGAGGAUCCCGGGAGUGUGCGCGUGGGUGCAGCCGUCCGGCCGCCGAUCUCCAGGGCCGCGACCACCAAACACGUGUUAUAUUUCCAGCCUUGAGAGCCGGGCGCUGCUGCCUCCGACAGUCUCAUUUUACGUUCUGCGCGGAAGCCUGCCCACCGGUAGUGGUCCCCGGACUCCUGACUGUCCCCUGCGCGGCUGUUAACAGUCUCCAACGCGGCUUGGACACCCGAGAGCCAGCGCGGGAAAACUCUUCCAACAUGUCUCUGGAUGGAUCCAUUGAGGAUGUAGGCUACCUCAAGUGUGACACAGAUGAUGCCUCUGAAACCCAUGAGGAGAAGCUGGGGGAAGAGGCCUUCGACACGGUCAACUCCUCCAUUGUGUCUGGCGAGAGCAUCCGUUUUUUUGUCAACGUCAACCUCGAGGUGCAGCCCACCCAGGCUGCUGACAGUGAAUCGCUUGAUGGCUGCGGGCUCCUCCACACCUCCCGCAAGUACCUGAAGUUAAAGAACUUCGAGGAAGAGAUCCGUGCGCAUCGGGACAUAGAUGGCUUCCUGGCUGGGGCCAGCAUCAUCCUGAACGAGCCGGCCACCUCGCUGGAUGACGUGCUGCGGGCCAUGGUGUUGCGCGUCGCCUGCGACCCCGACAACGUCGAGCCCAACUGCAACUUGGACCUGCUCAUGUCUAUGCUCUUCACGGACUCGGGGGCGCCCAUGGCGGUCCACCUGCUGUCGGAUACCAUCCAAGGAGUCACUGCCACGGUCACAGGGGUACAAUACCAGCAGUCAUGGCUCUGCAUCAUCUGCAUGUCCAAGUCCCUGCAGAAGCGGCACGUGUGCAUCAGCCGCCUGGACCGCCCGCAGAACUGGGGGGAGAAUUCCUGUGAGGUCCGCUUUGUCAUCCUGGUGCUGGCCCCACCUAAGAUGAAAAGCACGAAGACUGCGACAGAGGUGGGGCGCACCUUUGCCACCAUGUUCUUGGACAUCACCUUCCGCCAGAAGCUCCUGAAGACCCACACAGUGGAAGAAUUCAAAGAGGCCCUGGUCCACCAGAGGCAGCUGCUCACGAGCCAGGGUCCGUGCAACGGGAAGUACUUCAGCUCUAUCAGCCUUCAGAGGCCCCCCCAACAGCACCUGCAGUCCAAAGACUUCCUCCCUGUGGGGAAGGGCAUCCGAGAGGACUUCGCCUGCAGGUUCCCCGUGUACCCCCUGGACUUCACUGACGGCAUUAUCGGGCAGAACAGGGCGGUGGGCAAAUACAUCACCACCACCCUGUUCCUCUACUUCGCCUGCCUCCUGCCCACGAUCGCUUUUGGGUCCCUCAAUGACGAGAACACUGAUGGGGCCAUCGAUGUGCAGAAGACCAUGGCCGGGCAGAGUAUCGGGGGCCUCUUGUACGCACUCUUCUCUGGGCAGCCGCUGGUGGUGCUGCUGACAACUGCGCCCCUGGCCCUCUACAUCCACGUGAUCCGUGGCAUCUGUGACGACUACGAUCUGGACUUCAACACCUUCUACGCGUGGACGGGCCUGUGGAACAGUUUCUUCCUCGCUGUUUAUGCCCUCUUCAACCUCAGCCUGAUCAUGCGUCUCUUCAAGAGGUCAACAGAAGAGAUCAUUGCCUUGUUCAUCUCCAUCACAUUCAUGCUGGAUGCUGUCAAGGGCAUGGUCAAAAUCUUCCAGAAGUACUACUACAGCAGCAUCCAAGCGGACUACGACAUGGAUCGCCGUUCCCUGGUGAGCCUGCUGGGCCUCGGCACCAACCUCAACACCAGCUUCCAUACUGCCCUCAACGCCAGCCUCCUGGGCAGCCCGCCGGAUCUGACAGUGGGCAGCCAUCCUGAGCACCCGGGCCGGGACACUGCCGUGCUCAGCCUCCUGAUCAUGCUAGGCACACUCUGGCUGGGCUACACCCUCUACCAGUUCAGGAAGAGCCCCUACCUGCACCCUUAUGUGCGGGAGAUCCUGUCAGACUGUGCCCUGCCCAUCUCGGUGCUCACCUUCUCCCUCAUUUGCUCCUACGGCUUCCGGGAAAUUAAGAUGUCCAAGUUCCGCUACAACCCCAGUGAGAGCCUGUUUAAGAUGGCCAAGAUGCAGUCACUGUCCCUGGGGGCUAUUGGCAGUGCCAUGGGCCUCGGCUUCCUGCUCUCCAUGCUCUUCUUCAUCGAGCAGAACCUGGUGGCUGCCUUGGCUAAUGCACCAGAGAACAGACUAGUGAAGGGCACGGCCUACCACUGGGACCUCCUGCUCAUCGCCAUCAUCAACACGGGGCUGUCUCUGUUUGGGAUGCCCUGGAUCCAUGCUGCCUACCCCCACUCCCCGCUGCAUGUGCGGGCACUGGCUCAGGUGGAGGAUCGUGUGGAGCACGGACACAUUUGUGAGACGAUCGUGAGCGUGAGGGAGACUCGGCUGACCAGCCUGGGUGCCAGCAUCCUGGUGGGCUUCUCCCUCCUGCUGCUGCCCUUCCCACUGCAGUGGAUCCCCAAGCCUGUGCUCUACGGCCUCUUCCUCUACAUCGCCCUCACCUCCAUCGACGCCAACCAGCUCUUUGAGCGUCUGGCCCUGCUGCUCAAGGACCAGGCCUCGUACCCACCCACCCAUUACAUCCGGAGGGUGCCCCAGAGGAAGAUACACUACUUCACGGGGCUGCAGGUCCUGCAGCUGCUGCUGCUCUGCGCCUUCGGCAUGAGCCCCCUGCCCUACAUGAAGAUGAUCUUUCCCCUCAUCAUGAUCGUCAUGAUCCCCAUCCGCUACAAGCUGCUGCCCCAAAUCAUUGAAGCCAAAUACCUGGACGCCAUGGAUGCUGAGCACUGACUGGCAGGCCCUGGCACACCCUGUUCAUCUGUUCCUCCGGGUCUUCCUAGCCUGGCUGUGCCUUCUCGUGGGGAGGUGUGGGUGUCUUGGAGUGCUGUGCUGUGCUGCACCCCCUCCCAGCUGUCCCGACAGGCCUAGGGCAUCUGUGCCCCGUGGGGGUUCUGUGGUGUGUGCCUGCACCGCCCAUUGCCCUUUGCUUUGGGUGAAACACUGCUCAGGACAGCCUCAGCCCAAGGUGGAACUAAGCAGGACGGAUUUUCUUUUGAUAAAAGAGUCAGAUGCCUGAGAGAGAAACCAUUUCCUUGAUUGUGUAAGGAAUUCACUGUACGCACAUUAGAGAAUAAAGCUCCU
Molecule: messenger RNA, 3543 nt
Organism: Phyllostomus hastatus (greater spear-nosed bat)
Lineage: Eukaryota; Metazoa; Chordata; Mammalia; Chiroptera; Phyllostomidae
Gene: SLC4A11
Product: solute carrier family 4 member 11
Exons: 21
Coding region: 643-3192 (849 amino acids)
Biological process (GO): monoatomic anion transport; monoatomic ion homeostasis; transmembrane transport
Cellular component (GO): plasma membrane; basolateral plasma membrane
Molecular function (GO): solute:inorganic anion antiporter activity
Source: RefSeq, a predicted model, not a curated record